Messenger RNA from Penicillium malachiteum, 804 nucleotides. Its product is annotated as cytochrome P450. The transcript has 3 exons. The coding region runs from base 1 to 804 and encodes 267 amino acids. The record is from RefSeq and is a predicted model, not a curated record. NCBI's taxonomy places the organism in Eukaryota, Fungi, Ascomycota, Eurotiomycetes, Eurotiales, Aspergillaceae.
AUGUUCUCAUUUAGAUCUCCCUCUUUUGCAACUCGUACCUUGAGUCGAGUUUGUCAACAGCCUAUUUCCGCCUACCGAGUUGCUGCGCCCGCUGCCCGUUCACUGUUGACACGUCACUUUGCCUCCUUAGAACAGAACCCUUCAAGUUCUCCUAAGAGAUUUGCCCAUACAUCCGCCAGCAAAGCCCCCGAGGAUUCAUACAUUAAGAACAACCUGGAAAGACAUGCCUCUCUGAAAGACAAAAUUGUGGAUCUAGGCAAGUUCAUUGAUAGUUGUGAAUUGUGCAUGGUGACUACCGCCAAAGGUAAUCCUCCAGCGCUGGUGUCACGAUGGUUCCUCAAACUGAUACAUAAUACUUGCUUUUGCAAUUUCCAGGAACAAGCGGGCGUCUCUUUGAUCUUCCAUACGAAUACACAGUCCACCAAAACCGAGCAUCUCAAGGAUGAUCCUCGAGUGAACAUCUCUUUCUUGAAAGGCGAACGUGGAGAAUGGGCUUCCAUCUCAGGAGAUGCGUCAGUUGUUACUGAUCGAGAAACAAUCCACAAAUAUUAUUCCUCAACUCUAAAACCAUGGUUCGGUGACUUGGACGAUGGAGUUCAUGAUGGUGGGCCCGAUGAUCCACGAAUUGGGGUGAUCAGAGUAAAAACGACACAGGCAGCAUACGCUAUUGUGGGCGAUGGAAUGCUAGGCAAGGAUGCGAGUCAGUUCACUGGGUCAGCUAAGGAUGUCCCUAGAAUCAACAAGCUGAGACUUCUCACAAAGGAGGAGCUUCAGGAAUGGCGCGAUGCUAAUGGAACUGCAUAA